This is a messenger RNA of Puma concolor (puma), 1239 nucleotides long. RefSeq names its product pyruvate dehydrogenase kinase 4 (gene PDK4). Gene Ontology annotation, molecular function: pyruvate dehydrogenase (acetyl-transferring) kinase activity. Gene Ontology annotation, biological process: protein phosphorylation; regulation of glucose metabolic process. Lineage: Eukaryota; Metazoa; Chordata; Mammalia; Carnivora; Felidae. The record is from RefSeq and is a predicted model, not a curated record. Gene Ontology annotation, cellular component: mitochondrion.
AUGAAAGCGGCCCGCUUCGUGAUGCGCAGCGCCGGCUCGCUGAGCGGCGCCAGCCUGGUGCCCCGCGAGGUCGAGCAUUUUUCGCGCUACAGUCCGUCCCCACUGUCCAUGAAGCAGCUCCUGGACUUUGGUUCUGAAAAUGCAUGUGAAAGAACUUCCUUUGCAUUUUUGCGACAAGAAUUGCCUGUGAGGCUAGCCAAUAUCCUGAAGGAAAUUGACAUCCUCCCUGAUCGAUUAGUCAAUACCUCUUCAGUGCAAUUAGUUAAAAGCUGGUAUAUCCAGAGCCUGAUGGAUUUGGUAGAAUUCCAUGAGAAAAGCCCAGAGGACCAGAAAGCAUUAUCAGAUUUUGUAGAUACUCUCAUCACAGUUCGAAAUAGACACCACAAUGUGGUUCCUACAAUGGCACAAGGAAUCAUAGAAUAUAAAGAUGCCUGUACAGUUGACCCAGUCACCAAUCAAAAUCUUCAGUAUUUCUUGGAUCGAUUUUAUAUGAACCGUAUUUCUACCCGGAUGCUGAUGAACCAGCACAUUCUUAUAUUUAGUGACUCACAGACAGGAAACCCAAGUCACAUUGGAAGCAUUGAUCCAAACUGUGACGUGGCAGCUGUGGUCCAAGAUGCCUUUGAAUGUUCAAAGAUGCUUUGUGACCAGUAUUAUUUAACAUCACCAGAAUUAAAACUCACACAAGUGAAUGGGAAAUUUCCAGGCCAGCCAAUUCACAUUGUGUAUGUACCUUCUCACCUUCAUCAUAUGCUCUUUGAACUAUUCAAGAAUGCAAUGAGAGCAACAGUUGAACACCAGGAAAACUGGCCUUCCCUUACACCAAUUGAAGUGAUUGUUGUCUUGGGAAAAGAAGACCUUACAAUUAAGAUUUCAGACAGAGGAGGUGGUGUUCCCCUGAGGAUCAUCGACCGCCUCUUUAGUUACACAUACUCCACUGCGCCAACGCCUGUGAUGGAUAAUUCCCGGAAUGCUCCUUUGGCUGGUUUUGGUUACGGCUUGCCAAUUUCUCGUCUCUAUGCCAAGUACUUUCAAGGAGAUCUGAAUCUCUACUCUUUGUCAGGAUAUGGAACAGAUGCCAUCAUCUACUUAAAGGCCUUAUCUUCAGAGUCUGUAGAAAAACUCCCCGUCUUUAACAAAUCAGCCUUCAAACAUUAUCAGAUGAGCAUUGAGGCUGAUGACUGGUGUAUCCCAAGCAAGGAACCAAGGAACUUGGCAAAGGAGAAAAUGGCUCUGUGA